AUGGAAGAAAAGUCUCCUGAAAACACUGCUGUCGAGCAAAUCUCCGACACACGUCACAAAGAAAUCCAGAAUGCCGAAGACUUAGCCACCCAAAAUUCAUACGCUGCAAAGGCUGACGAUUCGGAUGGGCAUGUGCCCAUGACUCCGCGUCGAUUCCUGGCCAUGGCGUUCCUGUACAUGUCCUUCGCAGGUAAGUCGCCGACAUCCACAUCCGAAGUUUUGAAGGUUGACCGACUGGGUGUUGCAGGAGCCAAUCUGCCGCUCUUUUUCACCGUUGGCUCUCUGAGUUAUAUUCAGAAGGAUGUCGGCAAUCCGGCAACCCAAGGCUGGGCGGGAACAACCUACGGAAUUGCGGUGGCGGCUCUGAUCCCCUUCUGUGGCUAUCUCCAAGAUCUCUUUGGACGCCGAUACUUCACCGUGUUCGGGUGCUUCAUGAUGUGUCUCGGGGCCGUGGUGGAGGGAACGGCACAUUCCUUCACUCAACUCAUCUUCGCACUGGUUAUCUCUGGAUUCGGAGCUGCUAUUGUCGAGCUCAGCUCCGUGGCAGGCAUCGCAGAGGUCGUGUCGGUGAAGAACCGAGGCCUGGCGUUAUCCCUUCUCACAGGCUUCAUACUCCCCUGGGCUCCGUAUCAACUCUAUUCGGAGUUGUUGGCGUCCCAUACAACGUGGCGGUGGACCAUGUGGAUCAAUUUAAUGUACAAUGCACUCUGUUUCGUGGGCGUGCUCUUCACUUACUUCCCGGAAUCUCACCACCGGGCCGAUGGUAUUGGCAAAAUUGAAGCUUUGAAGCAGCUGGACUUUAUGGGAGGCUUUCUAUCCCUGAGCUCGGUUGUGCUCUUCCUGUUUGCGCUCCAGAGCGGAGACAGUCUAUAUCCUUGGGCCAGCGCCAAGGUUCUCGUCCCCUUGAUCAUCGGAGUCCUGUUGGCCUUUGUAUUCGUGGUGUGGGAAGUGAAGGGCGCAAAGUAUCCCAUGGUCCCGGCGUCCAUCUUCCAAGGACAAAGAAUCGUGGGUCCGGCGCUCGUCCUCUCGUUCACCAUCGGCAUGGAUCUCUAUGCCGUGCUGACCUUCAUGCCCUUGGCAUUUGGUGCAAUCUACGAUAGCGAUCCGAAGAGCAUUGGCAUCAAGGCACUCGGCUACGCCUUUGGCCAGACACUGGGGGCCACGGUCGGAAAUAUUAUGAUGACGCUGAUCAAAACCCACCAACGGGCGAUUCUGGCGAUCGGCUGCGUGUCAAUGGCGACGUUCAUCGCAUCUCUGGCUUUAAUGAGCCCGGACAAUGUCCAUACGGCGGUUGCCCUGACCACUUUGGCUGGGUGGUCCGUUGGCUGGGUCAUUAACCCACUCAACACCGUAGCACUGAGCGGGACACGCGAUCUGUUCAUCGCCACGGUCAUCGGCCUCCUGCUUUCCACGCGCUAUCUUGGAGGCUCGAUCGGAUACAGCAUCUAUUACGCCGUUUUCACGGCCAAGGCGAAGAAGAAGUUGCCGAACUACGUCGCGGCCGCUGUGGCCAAAGCGGGCCUGCCGCUCACCGAGAUUCAGCAAUUCGUGGGCAUUUUCCUGACCAACCCUGAGGCGAUUUCCGAGGUGAAGGGCAUCACCCCCUCCAUCAUCCAGGCUGCCACCGCGGCAUCGAAAUCCGCGUAUGCGGACAGCAUGAAAUUCGUAUGGUACACCAGCAUACCGUUUGGCGUUGCCUGCGUCAUCGGGGUUUUGGUGAUGAAGAGUACCACCAAGUUCGUGACGAACCGAGUCGCGGCGCGGCUCGAAUAA
This is a messenger RNA of Cladophialophora psammophila CBS 110553, 1773 nucleotides long. RefSeq lists its product as uncharacterized. The record is from RefSeq and is a predicted model, not a curated record. Gene Ontology annotation, biological process: transmembrane transport. Gene Ontology annotation, molecular function: transmembrane transporter activity. The coding region runs from base 1 to 1773 and encodes 590 amino acids. The transcript has 5 exons. Lineage: Eukaryota; Fungi; Ascomycota; Eurotiomycetes; Chaetothyriales; Herpotrichiellaceae.